AUGAUGUCAUCAGCAAUUUACAACAUCUGUACGAUCUUGACGAUCUCAUUAAUGGUCACCAAUUCAGAAGUAUUGAUGAACAGAGAAGGUUGUGGGACUACGAAGGCAUGCUUGUUCAAACCGUCUGGUUGCGAUCCAAAUCUCGACUGUACAAUCGGUUUGAUCUUCUUCGUGGUGGGACCAAACAAACUACGAGUGGAAAUGGUUGCUACCUCACUGAUACCGGCUGUUCAACAGCAAUACAUAGCGAUUGCGUUCUCGCAUGAUCCACAAAUGGGAGAGGACUUUGUCACUGAAUGUGUUAUGAGUGACAUGGGUCAGUUCGCUGGCUGGGAACCGGAGAUUUUCGUCUCAUUCAAUCAUGGAAAAUCCAAUGACCGCGUUUAUUUGAAUGAUGAUGAACAUCGUACAUUGAUCUCAAAUGUCUCCUCUCAAGUGGUUGACGGUCGCCUCGUGUGUCAGUUCACACAGCAGAUCAUACCGCAAAUCGAUAGAAAAAACGGGCUCGUAUGGAGUCUCGAUAAGAGUUUUUACAUCAUGGGUGCCACUGGAUCUGCUCAGCCAGAUGAAGUCAACGCCCAUGAUAUGAACCGUGGAUCACACUUUUAUCCGAUUGUGUCCUCUGCAAAGAUCAAUCCGUCUCAGCUUAGUGUGAUUAAGUACGAUAUGCCAUUGAACACGAACGUUAUAACAAAAGUGAGCGCUCCGGCUGCUACGAAAUCUGGACCCACCGUCGCAACUACUUCGUCUCCAACGGGAGCAUCAGAAAUGGAGAACUCAUCUUCCUCUCUAGUUUUUGCCAUAAUACCUCUCUUAGUUUGUCUUCGACUCCUGUAUUGA
Necator americanus (New World hookworm) is the source of this 840-nucleotide messenger RNA. RefSeq lists its product as uncharacterized. Gene Ontology annotation, biological process: regulation of glutamate receptor signaling pathway. The transcript has 6 exons. Bases 1 to 840 code for a protein of 279 amino acids. The record is from RefSeq and is a predicted model, not a curated record. NCBI's taxonomy places the organism in Eukaryota, Metazoa, Nematoda, Chromadorea, Rhabditida, Ancylostomatidae.